Messenger RNA from Hibiscus syriacus, 2253 nucleotides. RefSeq lists its product as uncharacterized. The transcript is spliced from 2 exons. Bases 113 to 1987 code for a protein of 624 amino acids. Gene Ontology annotation, molecular function: nucleic acid binding; zinc ion binding. Lineage: Eukaryota; Viridiplantae; Streptophyta; Magnoliopsida; Malvales; Malvaceae. The record is from RefSeq and is a predicted model, not a curated record.
ACAAACACCAGUUCCUCACAGUUCAUCUCUUAUAGAGCUACGACUGGCAAAUUCUCCGGACUCCGGAGAACCUUCUCCUUCAUGUUGAGCGGAGACUUCUAUUUCUAAAGCAAUGGAAUACACGGCCGAUCAGCCGCAGCAAUACCAGAAUCAGGCGCAGCCGCAAUACCAGAAUCAGGCACAUGAAUACGAUCCUUCUCAUUACCAUCAUCAGUACUACGCCUACGCCAAUCAACAACGGCAAUACCCUUAUUACCCACCUCAAGAUUCUUAUUCCCAACAAUACUCCCACUUUUAUCAAGAAGUCGCUCCCAUUCACCCUCCCGGCGUCCCCUUGGUCCACCCAACUCAUCCCCCCGUUUAUUACCACCCACCGCAGCCUUCUGUGGACCCUCAACAUCAGCAAGGAGUUCCUGUUUCGGGCUCUGAUUCCUCCGCUGUGGCGGCGAAUUAUGUGGGGAAUGUGGAUUUGGCUCGGAGGGAUAAUUGGCCUCGUCAGAUGCAAUCUGCGUAUAGGGGUGGAAGGGGUAAGAGGCCUUCUAGAGGGGGCAGAUUGGGUCAUGCUGGUCAUGGCCAUAAUGACAUUCAGCAUUCUCCAAAUGUUGUGGCUCCAGAUUCUGUUUUGGAUCCAAAUGGAGCAGCUGCUGCAAUGCUACCUACUGCAUCAGUUCCUGGUCAUGCAACAUUAACAUCUCAAGUGCCAGCUGCUCCACUCCGGCCACCUCCACGUAUGGCUUGGUGUGAACUUUGUAGGGUUGAUUGCAACAGACCCGAAAUCUUAGAGAAGCACAAGAAUGGAAAGCGGCAUAAGAAAAACUUGCAGGCACGAGAAGAGUUGCAGAAGCGGAACAAAGUCAUAUCUGGACAGCAAAGUAUGCAAGUGCCUAAUAUGGGGUUCGAGGGAAAACAACACCAACAGGAUAUGGUUCCGUCCUUGGCUGCCACUAAUGACAACAAGAAAGAAAUUGAGCAGCAGCAGGACAUUGCGGAUAAACGUGAAGCAUCAACAACUGGUCCUGCAGAAACUAAAACAAAUUUAACGAAUGCCUCUGAAGCUCGUAGUUGUGGCUUGAAGCGUAAGAUGAGAGGGGGACGUGGGGGUAAAUAUAUGAAAAGAAAUGAAGGAUCUAGGCCAUUUGAGCCUCCCAAACCAAAGUUUGCUAUUCCUUUUAUGUGUGAAUUGUGCAAUGUCAAGUGUGAAUCCCAGGUGGUUUUUAACAGUCAUCUGGCCGGUAAAAAGCAUAUUGCAAAUACGAAGAGGUUUCACGGGCAUCGAGCUUUAUAUGGAGAAGCAGGUCUUCAAGCACUUUAUCCACCUAAUAUUAAUGAUGCACCACCUCCUUUGAUCCCUCCAAUUCAACAAGGUGUUACUGACCCACAAGUUGCUUUAGCUCAGCUGUUGACUUGUGUCCUUAUCCAAGCCCAAGCGCAAGUCCCAGGGUUAGCAGCCCAUCUGGUAUCUCUACCAAUAGCAGCAUUGGAGUCAGCACAAACACCAUUAUUGAGUUCAGGAAACCAGUACAGCCAUGAGAUUCCUCAAGGAUCAUUAGCCACAUCAGAAGUGAGGAAUGGAUUGGCUGCGAUGGCAGAAGCUGAAACUUGGCGACAAAAUACUGCAGCAAAGUCUGAAGCCUCACCAGCUGCGGGAGAUAACAAAGCAAAUAGUCAAGCAUCACAGUCUGAAAAGAAUGAAGUGAGUCGGCAACAAUCUUUCACUGCUAAGUCUGAAGCGCCAACAACUGUAGGAACUGUUAAGGUGAAGAAUGGAGCUUUAGAUAAAGAAAGUAAGGCAGUGAUUACCCCCAUGGAUAACCCUACUAUUGCAACACCAACAACGGAAGGUAAAACAGUGUCCUUGGAUCCAGUUGAUGGGUCAGAACCAAACAAUGAUUUGAAGGAAGCCGAGGAGGAUCCAGAAGAAGAAGCCGAGGAGGACCCAGAAGACGAAGCAGAGGAGGAUGUUGAGGAGCAAAAUGAAGCCGACUAAGUCGAGCAAAAGACUAUUGGCCCUCUUGAAUUGGUCGAUGUCAUCUUGACUUUAGAAAAUAAAUUUCAUGUCGAGAGGUAUAAGACGUGAGUACUAUUAGGAAUAUAUAUAUAUAUAUAUAUAUAUAUAUAUAUAUAUAUAUAUAUAUAUAUAUAUAUAUAUAUAUGAUGCAUGCUCUCUUUCUAUCGUGUUUGCCAUAGGCAUAGGUCCAAGAAAUCAGCAAAAAGAUAUGUAAUUGAUAGUUGCUGGAUGACUUGCUUUUGAGG